AUGGAGAACAAUGCAGCCGAGAUCAUCCUGACCGAGCGUCGCAACGAGAAGCGCAAGUCGGCACCGGAGCUUCGCGAAUACCGACUUGUCUACUGGCUUCGUCUGGUCUUGCGCAUACUAUCGCUCUUGACAUGUGCUUUGAUCUCGUUCAGCCUUAUCGACGCCAUCCGUAAUCAUCGAAAGACCAAGAAUGUCAGGAACCCGUUCCAUGAAGGUAGCGGGAGCAUUCCGGUCUGGCCGGAACAAGAAGGCUUGAAGCUGUAUCCGACGUACGUUCUGUUGGGCGCAGCAAUUGUUGCAGGUUCAUUCAGCCUUGUCUUGGUCAUUGCAAGCUUCACCAAGUCUGUACGAAGAAUGACAAAGAUCGGUAACAUCAGCACGAUAGUUGUGUCUACGAUAUGCCUUGUGUUGUGGGUCACCGUGACUGCAUACUACGGUACAUGGGAUACUUCUGAGACCAAUUGGGACAUGCUUUCCUGGACAUGUACUCAUCGCGACUAUGAGUACAAGGACGUUGACUUCAGCGAGACUUGCACGGAGAUGCGGUUCGCGUUCUGGGCUGGUGUUGGCCUCGCCGGACUGGAGGCAGUGAAUCUCGGAAUCUUCGUUAUCUGGUGGUUGAGGACACGCAGAUCAUUGGGAUAUUCGAAAGUGUAG
Messenger RNA from Macroventuria anomochaeta, 657 nucleotides. RefSeq lists its product as uncharacterized. The coding region runs from base 1 to 657 and encodes 218 amino acids. The transcript is spliced from 4 exons. NCBI's taxonomy places the organism in Eukaryota, Fungi, Ascomycota, Dothideomycetes, Pleosporales, Didymellaceae. The record is from RefSeq and is a predicted model, not a curated record.